UCACCAUUAACGGCCAUAUUAUCCCAACCCAUAAAGGAAUUCUCCCAUUACCCACAAGCUGCUAAUAAUGCCCCCAUCCGCCGAUAUGACCCCCCACACUCCCAAAAAAAAGGCUCUCUCCCCUUGUUGGUGAUGAACUACCUCCUCCUCUUUGUUGGCUCCGUCUCAGCCACUCUCCUCUCCAAAUACCAUUUCAUUCAUAAAGGCUCAAGCAUUUGGGUCGCUACAUGGGUUCAGUGUGCUGGCUUUCCUCUUCUUCUCCCCCCAAUUAUCCUCCCUUAUUUCCUCAACCUCACCACCAGAAGACACUUCACCCAAUUCACCUCCAAAAUCUUCUCCAUCUCCAUCUUCGUGGGCCUUAUGUUGGGCCUCAACAACCUCCUGUUCUCCGUCGGCAACUCCAACCUCCCGGUCUCCACCUCUUCCCUCCUUCUCUCCUCCCAACUCGUCUUCAACCUCCUCCUCUUCGUACUCAUCGUCAAACAGAAGGUCACAUUCUCCAACCUUAACUGCGUCAUCCUCCUAACCGUCAGCUCAAUCCUCUUAGCCCUUGGCUCGAGCCACGACAAGCCUCCCGGUCUGACACGUGGAAAAUACUUCUUCGGAUUCUUCUCCACCAUCGGCGCCGGCUUGCUCUUCGCUCUCUACCUCCCCAUCAUGGAAAAAGUCUACAGAAAAGUCGCGACGAUGGAGGCGGUGAUGGAGGCCGCCGCGACGGCGUUGUCGACGGCGUUGAUGGUGUGGAACGGUGCGUUUGGUGGCAUGGUGAGGGAGGGGAGGGAGGUGUUUGAAGUUGGGGCCCUGAAGGAAUUCUUCCAGAAAGGUUAUUAUAAGACAAGUUCAAGUGAGACAAUGAGGUCAAAGAAGAAAAGCUUUGGGGAAUCUCUCCUGAAAGGUGGUUGUGUGAGAGAUCAAGAGUUUCCAACUUGCUUAAGUUUCUGA
Messenger RNA from Rosa rugosa (rugosa rose), 942 nucleotides. Its product is annotated as probable purine permease 4. Gene Ontology annotation, cellular component: membrane. The record is from RefSeq and is a predicted model, not a curated record. The transcript has a single exon. Gene Ontology annotation, molecular function: purine nucleoside transmembrane transporter activity. Lineage: Eukaryota; Viridiplantae; Streptophyta; Magnoliopsida; Rosales; Rosaceae. The annotation marks the transcript as partial.